AAAAUCCAGCAGGAGGACGUAGGCGCCUCUUCAUGUUUUGGCAGUUUCUCACCGAUAAAGCUACACGGAUAUAGAGCCUAUCAAGGAGACAGACCACCGGGAUUUUUAGUGGUUAUCCACGACAAAGCUACGAUGCUACUGACUGGACAGUGACUGGCAGUGUGAGCUGGUUAGUGCUGCUUCACAAUGGCUGAUGGAAAUGAUGAUGAUGUCAUCCACCUGGCCAGCUUCAACGUGCACCGCAGCCAAGGCUCUCGUUCGGGUCAAAAGGAGUUAAUCACCAUUUCCGACGACUCGGAUGAAGAGCCAGUGACCUUUUUACCCGGCAGUCCGGUUUUAGUCCCAGACGAUGGCGAUGACGACGACGUUAGCAUACUAGAGGUACCACCUCCGGCACGCAGGAACAUAAUCCGGCAAGCAGCCAAAUGGAGCGGGAUCUUGCACAACCCGGGUCAAAGCAGCGAGAUGGCCACCGCCGGGGACCCAGGCUCCGCUGUUUCUACCUCCAGAGACAUCAGGACGAACCAGCAGGCCACACAGACAUCGACCGCUGCGCCCUCUGCCCCGACGUUGCACGCACAGCUUCAGCCAAAGCACCACACGUCCGCGCGACACCGGGACAACACGCCGGCCCAUCCCGCCGACACCCCGUCUACCUCUAAGCCGUCUGGGACAGCUACCAUUUUUCAGGUUCAGCCGAGCACAUCGGGACUCCUCCUGGGCCCCUCAGCGUGCUUACCGCGGCGUCAGAGACAUGAAGCUGCAACCGCGGCGUGUUCCUCCGCCAAGCCUCAAGAGACGGCGAGUACGUCCGGAUUCGUUCUGGGCCCCUCGGCGUGCGUACCGCGGCGUCAGAGACAUGAAGCUGCAACCGCGGCGUGUUCCUCUGCCAAGCCUCAGGAGACGGCGAGUAAGAGUGGACGAGCAGCAGUGGAUGGUACUCAGGCCAGUACGUCAUCUGCGCACGCACGGACUCAGCCUCAGCCGCAGCCGGGCACGUCUGCGCAGCCCAAUGUCUUCCAGGUGAGCCUGGUCGUGCUUCCGCAGCUGCCCAGCAUCCGGGCGUCGGCGCUCAUAACCCAGCCGCAGCAGCGGCCCAAGAACUUUGUGUCGCACAAUCAGCCACAGGGCAAUCUGGUGCAGAUCGAGCCGCAGCCCCUGGCCCAAGCCCCCGCCCAGACACCUCAGGCCGCGCCCGUCGUCCCUCCCGCAGUUCUAAUCGCCGCCGCCCCAGAAAGAUUAGGUUCUCCUGAGGCGGGUCACCGAAUCAUCCUGGGGAGCCAGGCGCCGGCGGAGGCCGUCCCGGAUCCCCCGCCGCAGGCCUCUGUGGGAGCGGCGCCCGCCCAUGAAGUCCGGCCGGCCAACCCGCUUAUGCCCCAUGACCGAGGAAGGGCCGCUGGGCUCGUCCUGGCCCCAACUCCAGAGCAGGUAAAUCCAGCGCCGGCUCUGGUGGCCGUCCCCCCUGCACCCGAGGCCGUACCCCAGAUAGAGGACGCCAGACCCGGACCCUCAGCGCCGCAGGGCAGACCGGACCAGCAGCCUCACGUUAGAGCCCUCAUCACUGGAGUUCUGGAUCUACUCCCAGACGUCCAGGAAGCGUAUGUAGCAGAACUGAUCCUGAGGAAUAAUGUGAAAGACUUGAAUGUGAUCUGCAACCUGCUGCUGGAGAAUCCAGAGUAUCCGAGGAGGGAGGCGGCUGCGGCCACAGCCGCUCCCACCAGCAUCCUGCUGGAGUCAGGAGACGUCCAGGCGGAGGUGACUGAGGACCUGUUUGACUAUGCCAAGCUGAGCACGGUGGGGCCCAUGGUAAUCAUGCAGGCUGCCGACUUGCUGAUGGCAGACUUCAGGAUGCUCAGCUGUCAGGACAUCAAAUGGGCCCUGAACGCCCUGAAGGGACACUAUGCAAUCACACGCAAGGCCUUAUGUGAAGCUCUGAAGAAGUGGCAGGAAUCCGGCGACCCGUCCGGAAAGAGACGACGGAGCAGGACCUCGUCGGAGCGCUGCUACAUCGAUUUUCAUUUUGAGCACGGUUCUUACAGGUUGGACAGAAGGAUGUAUUUUUUGGAGAACGACCGGCGCUACUGCAGGACGUACAACAAUCUGGAAGGUUCUGUCCAAAAGGAGCUGUCGUUCUAUCAGCAGAAGACCAAGGAGUGGGCAGAGCACGAAGACUUCCUCCUUGCUCUGCAGGUCAACGAAGAUGAAUAUAAGAAGGACGGUCAGCUGAUCGAGUGCGGCUGCUGCUACGGGGAGUUUGCCUUUGAGAAGAUGACGCAGUGCUCGGACGGACACCUGUUCUGCAAGGAGUGCCUGGUUAAAUACGCUCAGGAGGCCGUGUUUGGCUCCGGCAAGUCGGAGCUGAGCUGCAUGGAGGACGGCUGCCCGUGCUCCUACCCCAUGUGCGAGCUGCAGAAGGUCCUCCCCGACAACAUCCUGUGCAAAUACAACGAGAGGCAGGCGGAGGAGGCGGUGGCGGCCACCUGCGCCGACGAGUUAGUGAGGUGUCCGUUUUGUAACUUCCCGGCCUUGUUGGACAAAAACAUGUCUCUGUUUAGCUGUCCCAACCCGCGCUGCCGCAAGGAGAGCUGCAGGAAGUGUCAUGUCCAGUGGAAGCAGCAUGUGGGAAAAACCUGCGAGCAGGUUCUGGAGAGAGACGAGAUCCGCAUGAGAGUUCUGUUCGAGGAGCGGAUGACGGCGGCGCGGGUCAGGAAGUGCGUGAAGUGCGGGACGGGCCUGGUGAAGUCGGAGGGCUGCAACCGGAUGUCGUGCCGCUGCGGCAGCUUCAUGUGCUACCUGUGCCGGGAGCCCAUCACGGGCUACAACCACUUCUGCCAGCACGCCCGCUCCCCCGGCGCCCCCUGCAGGCACUGUCGCAAAUGCUCGCUGUGGACAGACCCCACGCAAGACGACGAGCGAAUCAUCCAGGAGAUCCAGAAGGAGGGCGAAGCUGAGCUGAGCAAGAAGUGUACAGAUAAUUCAGGGAAGCGCGUCGGCCCGCCUCCUGAGGCCAUCAAAGACUCUAAACGGCCCCGUGUGGGUCCGCCCCCGGAGAACCCCCCACAUCCCAACGCCCCACCCGCGGCCCCCCACGGACCCCAGGCGGUACAGGCCCCCCUGUUCGUCCCCCCUCGCGCCCAUUACCACCCGCCGGUGCCGCAGGGCCGGAUCUACCACCCCAUCAUCAUCCCGCGGUUGCCCCCGGCGCCCUACGUGCCCCCGCUGCAGCACGUGCCCCCCCUGAACAAUAACAACAACAACAACCAGCACAACCACAACCCGCCCUUCAACAUGGACAUGCCCAUGCACUACGGACCCCCGCCACACUACUACAGACGCUACUGACAGCGCGGUGAGUCGCCGCCCCGUCCCGACCGCGACGUCACAGCCAGGUUUCCUCUCCGCGUAACAAACACUGAGAUCAGAACUGCAUUAAAGACGCAGCUCUGCCCUCUUUUUAAUUUGCCUUCUGCUGACUUCUGUUAUUCAAGAGGAUGUUCCCUUUUUACUUUUCCUUUUUACUCUCUCUGUCUCUCUUUACAGAACCGAACCGACGGACCUCUGAGGCAAUUUCUGUCCGGUUUCUACAGAUAUUUUUGAGUAAUAAAAUUGUAUAGAAGUGCAAAACGACAACAACAAAAGAAAUACGUUGAAUUCCCUUCUGUAUUUUUGUCUAACAGGUGUGAAUUUUCUAAUAAUAAAGUUUUCUUCACGAUGCCUCAGAA
Messenger RNA from Xiphophorus hellerii (green swordtail), 3722 nucleotides. It is a transcript of the gene rnf216, whose product is annotated as ring finger protein 216. NCBI's taxonomy places the organism in Eukaryota, Metazoa, Chordata, Actinopteri, Cyprinodontiformes, Poeciliidae. The transcript has 17 exons. Bases 187 to 3342 code for a protein of 1051 amino acids. The record is from RefSeq and is a predicted model, not a curated record.